Molecule: messenger RNA, 391 nt
Organism: Neoarius graeffei (lesser salmon catfish)
Lineage: Eukaryota; Metazoa; Chordata; Actinopteri; Siluriformes; Ariidae
Gene: polr2k
Product: RNA polymerase II, I and III subunit K
Exons: 4
Coding region: 82-258 (58 amino acids)
Biological process (GO): DNA-templated transcription
Cellular component (GO): RNA polymerase I complex; RNA polymerase III complex; RNA polymerase II, core complex
Molecular function (GO): zinc ion binding; DNA-directed RNA polymerase activity; DNA binding
Source: RefSeq, a predicted model, not a curated record
AGCGCGCAUGCGCAGCGCCAUCUGGUUCAAUAGCGCGCAUGCGCAAUCGCGUCUCAACAACAGCGCACGUUUGUUGCUGAAAUGGAUUCUCAGAAGGACAUGCAGCCUCCUAAACAGCAGCCCAUGAUCUACAUCUGUGGAGAGUGUCACACAGAAAAUGAGAUCAAGGCCCGAGACCCGAUCCGCUGCAGAGAGUGCGGCUACAGAAUCAUGUACAAGAAGAGGACGAAGAGACUGGUCGUGUUUGAUGCCCGAUGAGCUCCAACCCACCAGCUUUUCCUGCUCCGAACUGAAACCCUUCUCCUUUUUAGUUUUUUUUCCCUCUGUUUUAGUUAGAAAUUGUAAAUACUUGUGUACAAGUUAAAAUUAAAUACAGUUUUGUGUAUAAAAA